Messenger RNA from Spea bombifrons (plains spadefoot toad), 1696 nucleotides. It is a transcript of the gene HHATL, whose product is annotated as hedgehog acyltransferase like. Gene Ontology annotation, cellular component: endoplasmic reticulum. The coding region runs from base 162 to 1673 and encodes 503 amino acids. The transcript has 12 exons. Gene Ontology annotation, biological process: negative regulation of N-terminal protein palmitoylation. Gene Ontology annotation, molecular function: acyltransferase activity. The record is from RefSeq and is a predicted model, not a curated record. Lineage: Eukaryota; Metazoa; Chordata; Amphibia; Anura; Pelobatidae.
UCCUCACUCCUCCACUCACAGCACUCAUGGACCCUCCACAACUCAUUUUGUAGGACACUGAUUUCCCAGGAAAGGGGGGCUUCUCUUUAAACUUCAUUGUGGAAUCCUGAGACCCUCCAAGACUGCAUCACAAGGCCCUGCUGCUGAUCUAAGCUGGCACCAUGGGGGUUAAAGCCGCCCUACCGCACUACGAGUUGGGAUUCUACGCUCUCGUGCUGACCUGCGCUCUGGUUUACUCCUUGAAUGGAGUAUUUGAGAUGUCUCGAGAUAAUAUGAACCGAAAGACGUUCCGGGAUGGCGUGAAGUCCGGCUGGCAUUACAUCGGCAGGAAAAUGGACUCCGCAGACUUCGAGUGGGUGAUGUGGUUCACCACGUUCCGGAAUUAUAUCGUAUUUGCUCUGACGGGACAUGUGAUCUUCGCCAAAAUAUUCUCCAUGUUGGUGCCUCAGUACAGGUCACUGGUUUACAUGCUGUACGGGAUGCUGACCGUGUGGGCCAUUAUGGGCAGUAACUACCUAACGCUGAUCCUCUCGCACUGCGUCGUCCUCUACACCAUCUCCCUGGCCAAGACGAGGUGCUUGUGCUUCGCUGCCGGGCUCUGCAGUCUGGCAACCUUCCGGCUGGAGCCAUUCAGCACCUGGCAAAACGGAUUUGUCACCGGAACGUUCACUCUACAAGAGAUCCUGUUCUACGGAGGGAGCGGACUGACCGUCCUCCGCUGCAUGAGUUUCGCCUUGGAGACCUGCGAUCGGAAGGAAGGGUUUUACUCGCCCGUGGAGCUUCUCAAAUACAACUUUUACCUCCCGUUCUUCUUCUUUGGCCCCAUUAUGACUUUCGACCGGUUCUAUGAACAGGUGAACACGCGAGCCAUCACGCGGAAAGAGAACGAGAUGUGGAACAUCCGCCUCCAAGCGUUGGGCCACGUCUGCGUUAUAAUCAUGGUGGAUGUGCUCUUCCACUUCCUCUACAUCUUGACUCUCCCGUCAGACCUCAAGGUCGUGUGCCGCCUUUCAGACUGGUCAUUAGCGGGCUUGGCGUACUCCAACCUGGUGUAUGACUGGGUGAAGGCCGCGGUGAUGUUCGGCGUUAUAAACACCAUCUCUAGGCUGGAUCACCUGGACCCUCCACAGCCACCCAAGUGUAUCACCAUGCUUUACGUCUUUGCCGAAACGCACUUCGAUCGCGGCAUCAAUGACUGGCUGUGCAAGUAUGUCUAUGACUAUCUUGGCCAGAACCACGAUAAUAUCAAGAAGGAGCUCCUGGCCACCGUGUCCACGUUUGCCGUGACCACCCUGUGGCUCGGUCCGUGUAACAUAGUUUACAUCUGGUCCGUCUUCAACUGCUUCGGCCUGAACUUCGAACUUUGGGUUCAGAAAUUCUUCCAGAUGGAGCCGUUUGCUAAAAUAGAGGCGAAGAUGCCCGAGUCUCUGUCCAGAAGAAUCAGGGGUGUUUUUGGUGCAGCUAACUUUUGGGCAAUCAUUUUGUACAACGUGUUAUCCCUCAACAGCCUGGAGUUUGCAGUAAUAGUCGCCAAGAGGCUUCUGAUCACAGGCUUCCCGUAUAACACUCUCUCCAUCUGGUUUGUCACUUACUGUGGAGUGCAGCUGAUAAAAGAGAGGGAGAGAACGCUGGCCAUCGAGGAGGAGAGGAGCGAGAAACAGAAGACGUCCUAAUCGAGAACUACAAGAAACAAAAA